AACACCCUGAUCCAAAAUGGCGGCCUCGCCCGUGGUGUCCGGUGCAGUGGCUCAGAGGAGUCACCGCGCAGUCAGGACAGCGACGGUCCGCAGCCGUUAGAGAUGUGUCGCCUGUAGUUCCGGAGCCGGUUUGUAGUUUUUAAAGGCGUUCUUCCGGACAUGGAGCUCUCCUCGGCCCUGGAGAAGAACGCGGCCGACCUCACGGUGAUGGACGUGUACGACAUCGCCGCGGUGGUCGGGCAGGAGUUCGAGCGCAUCAUUGACCAGCACGGCUGCGAGGCGCUGUCCCGACUCAUGCCCAGCGUGGUGCGCGUGCUGGAGAUCCUCGAGGUGAUGGUCAGCCGCGGCGGCGUCGGGCACGAGACCGACGAGCUGCGGCUCGAGCUCGACAGGCUGCGGCUCGAGCGUCUGGACCGGACGGAGAAGGAGCAGAAACACAGACAGGAGCUGGAGCUGGUGGAGGACGUCUGGAGAGGAGAAGCUCAGGACCUCCUCACUCAGAUCGCUCAGCUGCAGGAGGAGAACAAGAGCCUCCUCACCAACAUCUCCAACAAAGACCCCAUGAGUGAGGAGGACCUGCAGAGGCACGAGGGUAUGACAGAGAGAGAGAGGCAGGUGAUGAAGAAGCUCAAAGAAGUGGUGGACAAGCAGAGAGACGAGAUCCGGGCCAAGGACCGCGAGCUCACGCUGAAAAACGAGGACAUAGAAGCACUCCAGCAGCAGCAGUCCCGCCUCAUGAAAAUCAACCACGACCUGCGCCAUAAGAUCUCCGUGGUGGAGGCUCAGGGGAAAGCGCUGAUAGAGCAGAAGGUGGAGCUGGAGGCCGGGGCUCAGACACGCGGGCAGGAACUCGGAGCCCUGCGACAGGAAGUUGCACGCUUGAGGGAACGACUCCAAGGAGACCUGCCCGCCCAGAACCCAGAGGAACCUCCACCUCAGCCCCCAUCACCUGCAGAGUGUGGUAAAGCUGCUACAGAGGUGGUGGUGGGGGGGGCGGAGGGCUGGUCAGACAGACCCGACCCCUCUGAGCCGAUGUUGGGGGGGUUUGACCCUUCCUCCUCCCCGCUGCCUGGUUCCCUCAGCCCAGAGGGCCACGAGGAUGAGGAGGAUGAGGAGGCUGAGGACGAGGAGGUGUUGCUUUGGGAGGCGAUGUGCGAUGACGACAUGCCUGCUGUGUUCCAAUAUUUUACAAAGGAGGCGCUGUGUGAGGAGGAGACGGGAGGUCUGGACCCCAAGGACCCCAACCGGCCCCGCUUCACCCUGCAGGAGCUGAGGGACGUCCUCCACGAGAGGAACGAGCUGAAGGCCAAAGUGUUCCUGCUGCAGGAGGAGCUGGCCUACUACAAAAGUGAAGAGGCAGAAGAUGAGAUGACUCCUUUUCCGUCUCCUUCACCUGAGCUGAGGACUCGAUCACGUUCUUCUGCUCAGCCGGAGUCGGGAAUCAAACGCCUGUUUAGUUUCUUCUCACGGGACAAGCAGCGGAGCUCUCAGCGCGGCGGCCAGUUUGACGCCGGCCUCGGCUCGUGGACGGUGAAGGAAGACGUGUACACGGAACAAGCCCAGGAGGCUCUACAGCACCUGUAGAGUCACGGCACCGGGCGAACUCCAGAACUCUCUGCACUCCAUGUCCACCACUCGAGGCCGGCUUUGUGAAAGCGUUGGAUUUGCACACCCCGAAACCACAAGUGACUGAAAAUAGCUCGCAGCCUUUCAGGUGAGACGGAAAGAAGAGAAUCCUCCUUGAAUGAGGCUCCAGCUUAGAUAGAUUUAUUUAAACAUCUGAGAAUACUUUAUAUAUAUAUACAUACUGUAUAUCUCAGUGAGCAAUGGCACAUAUAAACUUUAAAAAAUGCAAGAGAAGAUGUUGGAGGAGAGGGCAAACUCAAGUUGUAGGAUGGAAAGUGGAAAGUAGGAUAAAGAAAUGUUCAGUGGGGGAAAAUGAAGACAAAGAUGAAGGCUGGGGACAUAAAAGUGUGCUGCUGAUAUUGUGUUUAAAUAUCACACGACUCCAUAUUUAUAUUGUUUGCUAUUCGAUAAAAGACGAGGGUUUUACAGUUUACGAUCCACCAUAGAAUGAAGAAAGCAUACAGGUAGUUUACUGAACAAUGAGCAACACUUUUGUGUCCCUUCUGAUUUAUUUAAUGUCUCUUCCUUGUUCAUGUGAGCAGCUCGUAGGUCCAUCACCAGCACUAUCAGCAAGUCAUAACUAUGCAGCUCUAAAAAAACUACAGAGUUUAAGGCUUUGUGUGUAAAAUGUUGCAUAGAAUCACAAUUUUAAAAAAACAGAUGCUUUUUAUUUAUAAUCAUUCAACAUGCAGUAAAGUAUGGAAGCCCAGUUCUGACAAGAAAAGAAAAAAACCACACAAACAUAAAGGGUUUGACCCGAUAGAAAUAAAACUACUAAUGUGACUCAAAAUGAUAUAUUUUUGACUAUAGUAAGUAAUGUUUUAUUUAAAAUUAUUAUGUCUUCAUUUUGACUUAAAAAAUCCAAACUAAGAUGAUAAAUUAUACACUAAUGUCAUAUUAAAAAGACAAAUAAAACAGAUUGACAAAGGCUGUGAAUUAAAUUAUAAUAAUAGUAAAUCAUCUUAAUAUUAACUCAUAGUUUUGACUUUGAUUCACACAGGACUAGUGUUACCUUCAGGCCUCUAGUAAUUUAUAAUAAUUGUGAAUAAUCUAAUGUGAUUUUAAUCCUGUGUAAAUCAGCUAUUUCCAUAUUUGUUAAGUAAAACUUCCAUAUGUCGCCAAACACAGAGGUCAUGUGAUAAUAAUAGUCCCAUGCCAUUCAGCGUCUCUUUGGCUUUGGCGUCUUAUUUAUUGUUUUUUUUGCAAAGCUUUUUGUUUUCUCUGCUCCUUCUUCUGCCUCCAGGUCAAACAUUAGAGGAGGCUUCACUGGCAGUUAUGAAUGAAAGUUUUGACAGAAUUUUGGCUGCAAAUUCAUGAGGCUCAUCUCUCUGUUGAGACCCAUUCGCACUGAAGCAAGAGGUCUUUUUGUAGUAUUUAUUAAACAGAAAUAGGCCGAAAUAAUAUGUCUCAUAUUUAUAGUAUUAAAUAUAAAUAUGAUAUAGUAUCAUAUGUUUAAUAUAAACUGAUAUUACAGCUUUUUAAUUUUUAAUAAUAAUAAGUAAGUAAUUUGUCAUAGUUCUGAUUUAGUAACUCAUAAUUUGUAUUUACUAAAUUAAAAAUAUGACUUUUUUAUAAUAAUUAUAAUAGUUAAUCAUAAUCAUCAUAAUUAUUAUCUUGCAUAACUUCUCAUGUGUUUUUUCUUCUCAUCUCUGGUGGAAACGGGCUUCCAUAAGUAAAUAUGAAAUGAACACUAAUGUCAGAGAGCAAUAGAUGCAUUGUGGGUAUUACUACUGACGUCCAGCAUCCAGAGCCUCUACGUCUGGUUUUAACUCUAUCAUUGCCAAAGCUGUCUCUUCAAAUCAUACAUAAAUAUUCAAACCUCCAGUUUUAACAAUAACAGCAACUUCAGAAUCACCAGCUGAACCAAAGCAGGUUAAACAAACAUCUUCUUUGGUGGUUUAACAAACAGAUGCAGUAUAUUAAAAACAAACACAGCUUAUAAUUCAUAAUCUGUGCAGAAACCUCACAACAUUUAAGCACUCCAGCCUUAUCUCUUAGAAUCAGUUUUGUCUCACCGAAAUUUGUCACUGAGACAUUUUUUGUGGGAUGACAGGAAAACUAAAGAACAACUGGAAAACAUUAAGAGAAAAGUUCUCGUUCAAGUUUUGCCACUAAGUGAUGCAACAUUAAACAUUUUUAUUUCUUAUGUAAAGCUACCUUUAUAAAAAACAGAGCCAGGGGAGGGGGAAUAUAUUCAGAUUAAAAAAAACAGACUUUUCGAGAUUAAACAUGAUAAAUUACGCAAAAAAACUUUGAGAUUCUUGAGAUUGAAGUGGUAAAUGUAUGACUAAAAAAACUAAACUCUGAAAUUUAACUAAAAUACUGCUCUUCCAAAUAUGUCUCUUCAUAGUCUGGAUGAUCUCAUAAGAGAAUUUCUAAAAUUGAUCAUUUAAUAAUCUCAGAAGAAGUUGUAGUUGUAAAUUUGGGAUUUUUUAUUCUCGUAAAUUGAGAAUUUCUGAGUUUUUUUCUCUGAAUUAAACCCCCUCCCCCGGCUCUAUACUUUAUUUUUUCUACCUAUAACAGCCACAAUACGCCAUCGUACAUCUUUCAGUAUUCCAAAAAUAAAAUAUCCAACCAUAAGCACACAUCAUGUAGAAAAUACACAGCAAUAUAUAACUUUGAAUUUAGGUUUGUUAAAUACCUACUACAAGGCCUCGAACAUGCUUUCAAAGCAAUGUUUUCAAAAUGCACAGAAGAAGAAGAAUCCUGUAAAAUCAUGAAGCUACAUAGUAAAAAACAUUUAACAAUAUUCCUCAGAUUGUGUUCAGGAGACGGAUGAAAAGUUGGAAAUGACAGAAAGAUGUGCUGAUGUGUUUUUUGGAGUGAAACCGGGAGUGUUUAAUAGUAGAGACACUUCUUUAUGAAUGUAAAACGACAGGAACACUAUGCUGAGCGUCAAAGCAGCUCCUCACAUAUUCAGAUACAGAAAAGAUUAAUGAUGAGACAGAAUCUUACAUUUAGAUUUAUAUCUGGAGGUCAAAGGGAUCUGGACAUUUUAAACAUGAACACUUUAAAAGGGAAAACUGGUGAAAAUAACAAUAAACACUCCGGUUCUCCAGCUCAGUAUUUUUUAUUGUGUUUUAUCUCCACCUCUCGUGUUUCCCUGAUUUAUGAAUUAAAACUGAUAUUUAAAAUAUAUACUGAAUGGAUCAGAGCUUUAUUUAACGAGCCGGCUUCUAUUCAAACGUGUCUCCUCAAUAAUAAACAUUCUGUCA
Molecule: messenger RNA, 4841 nt
Organism: Anoplopoma fimbria (sablefish)
Lineage: Eukaryota; Metazoa; Chordata; Actinopteri; Perciformes; Anoplopomatidae
Gene: rilpl1
Product: Rab interacting lysosomal protein-like 1
Exons: 9
Coding region: 160-1584 (474 amino acids)
Biological process (GO): cilium assembly
Cellular component (GO): ciliary basal body; cytoplasm
Molecular function (GO): protein dimerization activity
Source: RefSeq, a predicted model, not a curated record